Molecule: messenger RNA, 3994 nt
Organism: Eriocheir sinensis (Chinese mitten crab)
Lineage: Eukaryota; Metazoa; Arthropoda; Malacostraca; Decapoda; Varunidae
Gene: TBC1D23
Product: TBC1 domain family member 23-like
Exons: 17
Coding region: 17-2404 (795 amino acids)
Biological process (GO): retrograde transport, endosome to Golgi
Cellular component (GO): trans-Golgi network
Source: RefSeq, a predicted model, not a curated record
ACGAUGUGUAUCCAACAUGGCCGCCGAGGAGGAAGGAGGAGAGGACGGAACAUGGCUGUUGGCAUUGGAGGCAGUGUUACCAGACUGCUCAGAUGAGGAAGAGAUUGUCAACAUUACCAGAGGAAGAAUCUUGCCGGAGGAACAUCGCGCCCAAAUUUGGCACUUAUGUCUCGGAGGGGCAACAAAAAUAAGCAGUUUCUCGACGUUUGACCAAAUAUUUGACCUACAAGAACAAGAUGUCAUCCGAGGCGACUGCCGGGCACUUGUCGACAAACUUGGGAAUGAGGAAGAUGAUAAGGUGUCUGUUCUUUGUGAUGUCGAGAGUAUCUUCACACACUAUUGCAAGGUGCGGAACAUCUCCUACAACCCUGACUCCUACUGGGCUGACCUUCUGCUGCCUCUGCUGGGCGCGAAGUUGCCUGCUGAAGCGGCCUAUCUCUGCUUCCAAGAGCUGAGAGAGAGAUAUGUUCCGAGGGACACUGAGUUAGGGGCGCCCAUCUACCACCUGCUAAGGCUCCUGCUGCUCUACCAUGACCCUGAGUUAGCAAAUUUCUUGGACUCUCGCAGAAUAACUAUGGAUAUGUUUGCGACUUCUUGGGUGAGGAGCCUAUUCGCUGCCACCUGCCCCCUGGAUAGUGUACUAGCCGUGUGGGACGUGUAUCUACAGGAAAAGGACCCGUUUUUUGUACUAUUUCUGGCAAUAGUAAUUCUCAUUAAUGCAAGGGACCAGAUCUUGGCCAUGUGCGCGGACAGCAAGACGCACAUAGUCAACGCGCUCACGAGUAUUCCGUCGAGCCUACGCGUACACGAUGUGCUGGACUUCUGCUCCCUCGCCCGGUUUUACGUACACAGGACCCCGUGUACGUACAGGAAGGAUUAUGAGAGAGAAAUUUUUGGGUCGGUCUACCUUGGCGAGAGGAGGAAGAAGAGGAGGAAGAGGAGGAGGAGGAAGAAGAAGGAAGAAGAGGAGGAGGAGGAGGAGGAGGAGGAGGAGGAGGGAGGUAUCGGUAACCUCCCUCUCUCCCAAGCUCUGUGUCUCUCUGUCUCUGCCGAGGAAAUUCUGGAACUCUCACAAUGUCUACCCAGCGAAGACUCGGACCAGGUCCGGUUCUUCCUGGUUGACUGCCGGCCACCGGAGGAAUACAACAGUGGUCAUCUACCGACAGCCUUCCAUCUUGACGCCAGCCUGAUGCUGCUGCAGCCGUCCCAGUUCCUCACAGCAGUCCAGGGCCUUCUGCUGGCCCAAAAAAGUGCCAUAAGUGAGCAGGGGCUAGCAGGACACCACCUCUGCUUUAUCGGAAGAGGAGGAGGAGGAGGAGGAGGAGCAGAGGAAGAGGAAGAGGAAGAGGAGGAGGAGGAAGAGGAGGAGGAGGAGGGAGUCAUCUAUAUGGUAGUGUCGUUCUUCCUUCAACGGUUCUCGCCCUUCGUGUCGCUUGCCAAAGGAGGUUAUAGAGCUCUUCACCGCGAACUCCUCCAGGACCUCGACGGCAGCCUCUCAGACCACUGCCGAAAGUCCUGCCUGGUGUGCUCCCCCCGCCCCCCCCUCCCCCCCCAGCCAGCCCCCCCCUCCCCCCGCCUCCCCUCGGCCUCGCUCAGAGAGAGGGAGAGCGAGAGGGAGCGAGAGAGAGAGAGGGAGGGCGGCAGUGGGCUAUCCGGGAAGUUCUCGUCGCUUUCCCUCGCUCUAAAAUCCAGGUCAGCAGAAGUCAAGGAGAAGCUGGUUGAAUACAUAACCAACCCAGCUGCUGAAACUACUACUACUACUACUACUACUACUGCUACUACUACUACUACAGCUACUUAUAAGGCCAGGCGGCAUAUAAGUAGCGCCGACAAGGGGAAGCUCUACAGGAAUUUAAGUGAUGUUUUCAGCAUUGAGGAUGAGGAGGAUGAAGGACCAUUCGGCGGAGCGAGGGAGAUAGAGCGAGAGGGAGAGUUAGAGCGAGGAUUAGAGCGAGUGGACCUGAGGGAGAGAUUGAAGCAAGGGGACGUCCUGGCUCACUUCCCCUGCCACCAAGUGAAGGAGAACGGAUACCUGCAGAAGAGCACCUUGAUCCUGACCCACACCAGCCUCUUAGUAGUAAGGGACGGACCUACUACCACUACUACUACUACUACUACUACUGGUCUACUACUAGCCAACCACUCCCUCAAUAGUAUCCUUAAGAUCACUUCCAAGAAAAGACAUCCCGAGUUGAUCACAUUUAAGUAUGGGAUUGUAAGUGAGGAGGAGCCCUCUACUACUACUACUACUACUACUACUACUGCUACUACUACUGAUGUUGCUGCUACUUCUGCUGCUGGCUCGCUGGUAGUAGUGGAUAUUGACAGGUUCAUCAUUCCCGGGGCCUCCAAAGCCACCAGACUAAUUAAGGAUCAAAUCUUGCGUCAAAUGGAGAGUCAGUAAUUAUAUAUAUAAGUAACUUUAUUAUUAUUAUUAUUAUUAUUAUUAUUAUUAUUAUUAUUGUUGUUAUUGUUGUUGUCGUCUGCCAUUAAAAUAUAUAUUGUUACCAACGGCCUGUUUAUAUAUCGACCUAUUGUAGUAGUAGUAGUAGUAGUAGUAGUAGUAGUAGUAGUAGUAGUAGUAGUAGUAGGGGAUUAAAGAUUAGGAGGAGGAGGAGGAGGGCAAAGAAGAAGAAGAAGAGGAGGAGGAGGAGGAAGGGAAGGAAGAAGAGGAGGAGGAGGAGGAGGGCAAGGUAGAAGAAGAAGAAGAGGAGGAGGAGGAGGGCAAGGAAGAAGAAGAAGAGGAGGAGGGGGAGGAGGAGGAGGGCAAGGAAGAAGAAGAGGAGGAGGAGGAGGAGGAAGGGAAGGAAGAAGAAGAAGAAGAGGAGGAGGAGGAGGAAGGCAAGGAAGAAGAAGAAGAGGAGGAGGAGGAGGAGGAAGGAAGAAGAAGAAGAAGAAGAGGAAGAAGAGAAGGAGGAGGGUCUUAAUUUAAUGUUACGGAGGUGAGCACUGAGGCAACUACUACAACUGCUAUUACGUCAUUGUUAUUGUUGCCUCUUGGUCCUGGUCUGGGUCUUGGGCGUCGUUUUCAACCCGUCAUGUACCCAAUCUAUCACAUUCUCGCUCCCUCCCUACACAGGCUGCACCCCUUUUAGCCCUUGCUCUUGCUCUUGCUGUACAUGAGAGGUUUACAUAGAUUUACAUAGAUGCAUCGCCUCUUGGUCCUGGUCUGGGUCUUGGGCGUCGUUUUCAACCCGUCAUGUACCCAAUCUAUCACAUUCUCGCUCCCUCCCUACACAGGCUGCACCCCUUUUAGCCCUUGCUCUUGCUGUACAUGUGAGGUUUACAUAGAUUUACAUAGAUGCACCGCCUCUUGGUCCUGGUCUGGGUCUUGGGCGUCGUUUUCAACCCGUCAUGUACCCAAUCUAUCACAUUCUCGCUCCCUCCCUACACAGGCUGCACCCCUUCUAGCCCUUGCUCUUGCUCUUGCUGUACAUGUGAGGUUUACAUAGAUUUACAUAGAUGCAUCGCCUCUUGGUCCUGGUCUGGGUCUUGGGCGUCGUUUUCAACCCGUCAUGUACCCAAUCUAUCACAUUCUCGCUCCCUCCCUACACAGGCUGCACCCCUUUUAGCCCUUGCUCUUGCUCUUGCUGUACAUGAGAGGUUUACAUAGAUUUACAUAGACACACAUAGACCACACAGACCCCAUAUGAUCCAGACUAUAGGAGAGAGAGAGAGAGAGAGAGAGAGAGAGAGAGAGAGAGAGAGAGAGAGAGAGGCGUCAAAACAAACCCCAAAAAUACCUAAAAAUUGGACUUUAUUAAUAAUUCUAAAAAAAAACUUGAGCAGGAGGUUACAGUAGUUACAUCCAACACGUAAUUACAUAGAUGCAGAGGCAUAUAUAGAUGGACAGGCCUAAUGCUAACAGUAGUAGUAGUAGUAGUAAUAGUAGUAGUAGUAGUAGUAGUAAUAGUAGUUAUAAUAGUACUUCUUCUUCUUCUUCUUCUUCUUCUUCUUCUUCUUCGUGUGUGUGUGUGUGUGUGUGUGUGUGUGU